Aspergillus melleus is the source of this 1698-nucleotide messenger RNA. RefSeq names its product mediator complex subunit MED7 (gene med7). The record is from RefSeq and is a predicted model, not a curated record. Gene Ontology annotation, molecular function: transcription coregulator activity. Gene Ontology annotation, biological process: regulation of transcription by RNA polymerase II. The coding region runs from base 94 to 867 and encodes 257 amino acids. The transcript has 3 exons. Gene Ontology annotation, cellular component: mediator complex; core mediator complex. NCBI's taxonomy places the organism in Eukaryota, Fungi, Ascomycota, Eurotiomycetes, Eurotiales, Aspergillaceae.
CCCCCAGCCCGUCGUCCUCCCCUUGGCGCCUUUCUCUUUCUCCAAGACGUAUCCCCGUCUGCUGAUCAUCUGAAUCAAAGUUAUCACGCGACCAUGGCUGAAGGGCAACCUCGCGCUCUAAACACGGCUUUUGCCCCGCCUCCUCCUUUAUGGAAACACUUCACGCCCGACAAUAUCAAGAAGUUCGAGGAGAUAAAGAAAGAGGCCUCUAGAGGAGAGGACGGAAAAUCUACGAAGAAAAAGUGGUCACCUUCUGAAUUGCGCGCGCUUGAACUCCCAUCAGAGCUCCGUUACCUGGCACCACCGGAGAUACCUACAUCGGGACAAUACAGUGUUUUUGGAGAACUGCAAAGUAUUUCAACAAACCUUUCCUCUUUGAAAUCGCAAGGCAUUGAACAACUCUACCCCGAACCCUCCUCCGCCGAUACCGACCGCGAGCCGGGAUCACAGCCUCGGCCAUUAAACCACGCACACUACCUCCUCCGGAUCAGCAAAUCGCUCCUCUUAAAUUUCCUCGAAUUCGUUGGUAUCCUGGCGGUCGAUCCGGAACAAUUUCAGCCCAAAGUGGAGGAUCUACGCAACCUGUUUAUCAACGCCCAUCACCUUCUGAAUUUAUACCGUCCCCAUCAAGCGCGGGAGUCGCUUAUUCUGAUGAUGGAGGAACAGUUGAGUCGGACGAGAGAGGAGAUCCAGCAAAUGGACAAAUUGAAGGCCGAAAUUACCGAAACUCUAGACCAGCUGGAGAAAGAGGGUGCCAAUGUUGGCGCGACGGAGGCCAACGAGAAAAAUGAGAAGACUCCCGAGUCAAACAAAGAAAGCGCGGAAGAUUCAGCCUUGAUAUGGGAGCUCCUCAACGAGCAAAAUUGAAGUUUCCAAUUCAUAAUAUACGACCUACUCAACCUCACUUCCUGGCAUGCUUGUCACUGCCUCCUUUCACCCAGGCCCCAUCGAGCCCUCUGAUCUUGGGAGAUCGCCAUAUUUGUGUCAGCUUGCUCUAUAGAGAUUGAGCGACCACUCUCCUCAAAUCUAGUACACCUAGCCACGGCGAUUCAGGGCUCUUCCACGGGUAGAUGAGGGGAUCAAUCGACCCCAUUUCUACACGGCAUCCCGGAACAUCCAUUCCUCCGCGGAUAGUCACGUGCCGCACUAACGCCGGGAGCUUUAAAAUCCCGCCCAAAUUUCUCCUGCAGAAACUUUCCCUGUUGACAUCCCUUCGACCCUUGAACAACGACCGCGCUGGUCUUGCAGGACUUGAUGAUGUCCGAAGACUGCCAAUGUUAACUCGAGGAAUCAUUAUUAUUCGCCAUUUUCUGUUCUAACUUUACUGUGUAUUGGGCUCAACCUUUCACCUUUAGUCACAAUAAUGGAAAUGUAUCUUUCUGAACACCUUUUCAAAUCUUAGACUCGUAGCCUGUAAAUGUAGAGUCCGAUGACUCGGCAGUCUGUAGACUCCUUUUUCAAUAGAACUUGAAGGCCCACAACUGCACUUAUAUAUUGCUGGCUGAUUUAUCUCCCAAGUCCCUUGUAUCCUCGCUCGAACUCUUGUUCUUGCAUCUACUGCUCGCUAGACUUCUUGCCAAACCUAUCGCAACUCUAGGAAAUCUAUAGCAAGAGCCAUUCUUCUGUUCACUAUAGUUUGAAAGGAAUUCGUUCACGCUCAAAAGGCAGAGCUGACUUGCCCUCGAUGAAUUGUGCAAU